AAUUGCAUCGGACAUUUGUAUCCCAAGCCCAUCACGCUGCAGCAGCUAUCAGACAUCGUAUUUCAACCAGAGGAGACAGGACCCCUCGACCGCCUGAGCAGCAGCACGUCGCGCCAGCACCACCGCCGCAUCGCGAGCCUGCGAGCCGCCGCAUCACUGCAUCUCGUGCCCGUGAGCCGCCGCACGCCGCACCUCUGCAUCGACCGACCACCGCUCGUUUGCAGCCCACCUCUGCAUCGCGCGACUGGAACCGCCGCACCGCUGCACCUUGUGCUCUUGAGCCGCCGCACGCCGCACCUCUGCAUCGACCGCUCGUUGCAGCCCGCUUCUGUAUCGAGACUGUGACCGCGGCCGGCCCGCCGCACGCCCGAACCUCUGCAUCGACUGGUCGUUUGCCACCCACCGCUCCUCUGCAGUUCAACGGAGUUCUUAUGCUCCAUUGACGACUUUCUCAUGGUUUAGGAAGAUGACAACUAUCGAGACAGAAAUGGGUCAGCCUCCAAAAAAUAAGGUUGCUACUGCCACUGCUAAGCUUCAAAGUUCAACUUCGUCAUUCAAAAGAUGGGGAAGAAAGCAUCCAUUUGUCAGAUAUGGGCUUCCAAUGAUCUCACUCACUGUCUUUGGGGCAAUAGGCCUUGGCCAUCUGUUGCAAGGCAGCAAGGAUAUUGCAAAGGUGAAGGAUGAUCAAGAAUGGGAGAUAAUUGAGACGAGAAAAGCAUUAUCCAGAACAGGGCCUGUAGAAGCAUACAAUCCCAAGAAGACUACAUUGGAAGAGGAGUUAAAGGCUUUGCAACAGAAAGUGGACAUAAACAACUACGAGUACAAAAGAAUUCCAAAACCAAAUGAAGACAAGUCUGGCUAGUCUCUGGAAUCAAGUCAAGUCUCGGCUGUCUCUGGCUCAUUUCUAGCUUCACCAUAGAUGUAAUAAUACCGUCCAGUUUUGUGCUAACUUGAUGUAGUUAAUAAUAAGUUGUAAUUACAUUCAAAACACAACUGUUAGUGAACUGUUUUGUCUUAGUUUUACAUGCGAGCACAGCAUAACCACCCACCCAUGUUUGAUUUCCACCAGUAUCUAUCAUAAAUGAAGAGCAUCACAAUUUACAAGUA
This is a messenger RNA of Manihot esculenta (cassava), 1107 nucleotides long. RefSeq lists its product as uncharacterized. Bases 467 to 862 code for a protein of 131 amino acids. The transcript is spliced from 4 exons. The record is from RefSeq and is a predicted model, not a curated record. Gene Ontology annotation, cellular component: mitochondrial membrane. NCBI's taxonomy places the organism in Eukaryota, Viridiplantae, Streptophyta, Magnoliopsida, Malpighiales, Euphorbiaceae.